Messenger RNA from Populus trichocarpa (black cottonwood), 4732 nucleotides. Its product is annotated as sister chromatid cohesion 1 protein 4. Gene Ontology annotation, biological process: replication-born double-strand break repair via sister chromatid exchange; mitotic sister chromatid cohesion; synaptonemal complex assembly. Gene Ontology annotation, molecular function: protein binding; chromatin binding. Bases 744 to 4439 code for a protein of 1231 amino acids. Gene Ontology annotation, cellular component: cohesin complex; synaptonemal complex. The record is from RefSeq and is a predicted model, not a curated record. The transcript has 15 exons. Lineage: Eukaryota; Viridiplantae; Streptophyta; Magnoliopsida; Malpighiales; Salicaceae.
AGUAAAGAGUAAGAGCCCUUUUAUUUUACUUUACUCCUCUCAAAAAGAUUUUAUUUUCCUACAUCUCUCCCUCUCAGUUUAUUAGAUUUUCUCUCUGCUCGAUCCUUGACUAGACGUUUCUCAACUCGCUCAAACUCAGUCUCUCUUCACGUCAACUUCCCCUCCAAACCAAUUACACCUCGAAGACGUUGUCGAUUCGGCGAAGCUAGGGUUUCGGGUUCUUUUGCAAUUUUUUGAAGCUUCUGAUUGGUGAAUCGUUCGAAUUUCGUGGACAUGGAGCUGUUUUGUUGUGUUUGGAAGUUUCUGAGAUCGUGUGGUAGCUAGAAAGUCGAAUUAGGGUUUCUGUUUUUGGAUGCAAAAUUGGGGGUUUUUGUUUUGCUAACCGUGUUCAAUUUCAUGGCGCAAGUAUAAAUUUAGGGUUUUUAGGGGUCAUUCUGGUAUUGAAGUUAGGGUUCUGGUCGUUUAUCAUACUAAGUUGCUAAAUUCGAAGUGUUCUUAUUCACUUUGAUUGCUGGGGCGUAUAAUCGAUAAUUGAAAGUUCAGAGCUUUUCGUGGAGAAUUUAGAGGGAACGAAGUGCUGUAUUGAAAAUUAGGGUUUCUGUUGUAAAUUAAGCAAAUUCGUGGGCUUUGAAAUGCGUUUAGAAGUUAAAUUGGGCAGUGGAUAAGAUAGUAUUGAAGAUUUAGGGUGUAGACUAUUGUAUGAGAACUGAAGUGGGUGGAGUUUAAUAACUCGGAGGUAAGAAAUGUUUUAUUCACAGUUUAUUUUGGCCAAGAAAGGGCCUUUGGGUACAAUUUGGAUAGCUGCUCAUCUGGAGAGGAAGCUUCGGAAGAAUCAGGUCGCUGAUACUGAUAUUGGUGUCUCUGUAGAUUCAAUUCUUUUUCCCGACGUACCAAUUGCACUGAGAUUGUCUAGUCAUCUUUUGCUUGGUGUGGUGAGGAUAUAUUCUAGAAAGGUGAGUUACCUUUUUGAUGAUUGCAGUGAGGCUUUGCUCAAGGUAAAGCAAGCUUUCCGCUCCACUGCUGUUGAUUUACCACCAGAAGAAUCAACUGCCCCAUAUCACUCCAUCACCUUGCCAGAGACUUUUGAUCUUGAUGAUUUUGAGCUUCCAGACAAUGAUAUUUUUCAAGGCAACUAUGUUGAUCAUCACAUUAGUACAAGGGAGCAGAUUACCCUCCAAGACACAAUGGAUGGUGUUGUCUACUCCACAUCACAAUUUGGAUUGGAUGAGCGGUUUGGUGACGGUGACACUUCUCAUGUUGAUUUGGACCUUGAAGAGGACCUGUUCCUAGACAAGGUUGCAGCUCCAAGGUCUGAUGAAGUUUCAGAGCUGAGUCUUCAGACGUCUGCUGAAUCAUUGGAACCAAAAGUAGAGGAAGAUCAUGACGUGAUUGGAACUGCAGAAGCCAUGCCAGUGAAUGGUACUAGAAACAAGAUGGUAAGUCAAGCUUCAAAUUCUGAAUCUCUGGACUAUGCUCAGGCUCCUUCCACUCCUGGGUUAGUAGAAGAGCCAAACUUGUCCAGUGUUCAGGAUGGUCUAGCCUGUGAUGAUCAUUUAAAAUCAGAAGAUAACAAGUUGACCGAUGGCAUAGAGAGCACUGGAAAUGCUUCCAGUAAGCCAAAUCAUCACAGGGAUGACACAAUGAAUUUGUCUUUGGGCAAUCAUUUAAACUGUGAUACUGUUGUGUGCAUACCUGCUGAGGAGAAUGGCUGCCUUUCUGGUGAUUUGGAAAUCAAUCAAGCAGAGUCACCAGGAGAGUUACUAUCUACCACAGUGAAUAUAGAUUAUUUAGCAGCAGAUGGGAUGGUUUGUGCAUUAGAUGGAUCAGACAAUGUAGAAGUGAUAAAUAACUUUGUCUGCAAUGGUGAGGUCACUGUGCCCUCUGUCGAUAAAAUCAAUGGGGAGUGCAGAGAAUCCACAGGAGUCAGGUUACAUGAACCAGAUAAUCUCGAAAUUGCUAAUGCUGUGGAAGACUUGAGCUCACUUGGAAAAGCUGUAGAUGCGAAUACUGGCUGUCCAUUGGAAUUGGCUGGUGCCCCAGAGGGUGAUGCUCAGGCUCACCAAGGGCCAGAGGAUCCUGAUUCUUUGAGCAAAGAUGUUGAUGGAGAAAAGACACACAAUAGCAUGGGUGUGCUCCGUGCAUGCAAUUCCUACAUGAGUGGACCUGAUUCAUCAUUUCAUGGGAUUAAUAAUGAUGAUUUUCAGCUUCCACCUGAAACACAAGGUCAUGCACCAUGUUCAUUGGAGAUGUCCAGCGGGGAGGAAGCAUUCCAUGCUUCUGGAAUUUCCACUAAGGUGCAAGGUGAAAAAUGCCAUGCGACUGAUGUUAUACAAUCAGUGGAAAAUCAGAUAUCUGAACUCAAUUUACCUGGAGAAAUUCAAGCAGAUGGUGGGAAGCAAGACGAGCAACCAGACAAUACAUUCCCUAGUGAUAAUCAGUUGGAGAACUUGAAUAGUUCCUUGACUUCUGAAUUGCCUACACCUGAAAAGUUGCUUUCUGUACCUCAAGGGCUUCUUGAUAAGCCAAAUGAUUUGCUGGUUGAGUCAACUCCAGUCGAAGAAAUCGUAGAUGGGGGUGACAGAAGCAGUGCUGGAACCAACAUUACUGGAAAAAAGCGUAGUUUUACAGAAAGUUCACUAACUGUGCAGAGUUUAAAUUCAGUUGAUUCUUUUGGUGUCUCUAGAUCAAAGAGAACCGUGGAUUCCAUUCCUGAUGAUGAUGACUUGCUAUCUUCUAUAUUAGUUGGAAGAAGAUCUUCAGUUCUGAAAGUGAAAACUACUCCACCUGCACCUGAAGUGGCAUCCAUGAAACGUGCCCGGUCUGCAUCUCGUCCUAGUGCCAUGAAGAGGAAGGUGCUUAUGGAUGAUUCAAUGGUCUUGCAUGGCGAUACUAUACGCCAACAGUUAACUAAUACUGAAGACAUACGUCGCAUACGAAAGAAAGCUCCGUGCACACGCACUGAGAUUUUAAUGAUUCAGAGACAAUCCUUAGAUGAAGAAAUUUUCAGUGAACCAGUAUUGACCGGUAUGUCGGCAGAGCUGACAUGUUUGCACAGUGAAACAUUUGAUUUGAGCAGAAUAGAGAUAGAUGACAGUGAUGAUAACAAUGCUUCUGUAGUGGCAAAGGAUUCUAGUAGACCAGCUGUUGCUCAAGUUAAUGAAUUGGAAGCAAGCACCGAGCCUGUUAUUUGCAGAAAAGAUGUUGAUGGACAACCUGCUGAGAAUCUCAUUUGGACCGAGAAGCAAGGGCAAAUGAGUGCUAUUGUCGAUGUUUCUGAUUACAGAUCUUCAGAACAUGGAAUAUUGGGGGAAAUAACUGAAAUGGAAGUUGAUAAAGGGCAUGUGGAAGUCACAGAUGCUGCAAACCACACUGCUAUUCUGCAUUUUGAUGGAUCGCACACUGAACUGAUUUCUGGAGAUGCUGGUGACAUGGUGGAUGGGUUGGCUCUCAUGGAUGGCUUUACUGGCACAGAUGGUUCUCUGCAGAUGGAUACUUCAAUUCUGCCAUCGGAUAUGAUGGAUACUCAAGUAUUUGGGGAGGUUGAUUUAAGGGAUGUGAGUGAUGGCAAAACACUAGAUGACAUUGAAGUUUUAAAACAUCAUAAACAAAAUAUUGUUGCAGUUGAAACUGAAUCAAGGGAAUGGGAACUUUUGUUGGAAGAAAGCAAAGCUGGCGCACCAGCAGAAAUCAGAGUAGAUUUUCAGGCUGAUGGUUCUGCACCUGCUGAUGAUGCAGACACAUUGCUUGCAAAUAUAUCUUCAGAGAUUGGUGGAUGCAUUAACCUCACUUCUGUAAAUGUUGACCGAACUCAGGAUGAUGUUGAAAAUGACAAGCUAGGGGAUGGUAAUGAAGAUGGGGGCCUAGCCAUGAGCUCAGGGCAUGUUGAUAAGGACCGAGAUUCUAAUCAUAUAUGUAAUGAAGAAUUAAUGAUGAACCCUACAUUUCCUGUAGGAUCUGAUACGGACUUCAAAAAUGCUUCUCUAAAUGGUGGAGAUUAUCCUGUUUCUCGAGAAGCUGAUCCACAGAGAAUUGUGGAUGCUGAAAUAACUUAUGCUGACCAUCCUGCUGAUCUUCAAGAUGUUGCAUUUGCAAAUGAUACAGAAUUUUUGAAUGUAGAUGAUGAUGAGAUGGGUGGAAAUGAUGAUGAUGGCAUACCAGGUCCUGAAGAUGUUCGCCUUCUUGACAAUAGUGGAUGGUCUUCCCGCACCAGAGCUGUUGCCAAGUACCUUCAGACUAUAUUUGAUAAUGAAGGUGGAAAUGGAAGGAAGGUCAUUUCAGUGGACAACCUUCUGGCUGGUAAAACUCGGAAGGAGGCAUCAAGAAUGUUCUUUGAAACUUUGGUUCUUAAAACAAGGGAUUACAUCCAUGUAGACCAGUUAAAGCCCUUUGACAGCAUCAGUGUAAAGCCACGAGCAAAGCUCAUGAAAUCAGACUUCUGAUCUCGGGUAGGAAAGGCAGAAACAGUUGAUAAAAUCAAUUUAGGUCUAGUUCAGCUCGUGCUGAGUGAGCUGGGGAUUUUAUUUUUCCUUUUUCCCUUUUCGUCAUAUUUAUUCCUUCUCUAAAUUAUUCCCUCCGAUAUUUAGUUGGUGUAACUGAUAGUUUAACGACGCAGUAGAGUUGCAUAUGUUACAGUAUCAGGUGUAACAUUCGUAAUGUGGAUCAUGUGUGUAAAUAUGUGUAACAUAUUAACAUUUGCAAUUGAAGAUGCUAAUUUAUUUGUUUGCCUGUACAA